UGUCUCGUUUCAUUUCAGGUAAAUUAAAAUUACUUAUUACGCGGUUAUUACUCUUCCAUAAUACCGCCUUACGUUGAUGAGUUCCAUCAAAACUGUUGGCGUAAGGGUUCUGAAAUCGUGUGUCGUUUGGAAACCCUUCCUCGAGUAACUCGAAGCUCCGCGCUUAUAGCUUCGGCCGAUCGAUGCUGUGAAUUGUAAGCGAAGGAUCCAGAAUUAUGAAAUCAGUGGCCGGGAAAAAAGACGCUAAGAUGCGUAUCCGAGCCUUUCCGAUGACUAUGGAUGAGCGUUACGUCGAAGGAAUUUGGGCGCUGCUUCGUGAUGCUAUUCAAGAAAUUCAGCGGAAGAAUAACUCCGGGCUUUCGUUUGAAGAACUCUAUCGCAAUGCGUAUACGAUGGUUCUUCACAAGCAUGGGGAAAAGCUGUACAAUGGGCUGAAGGAAGUCGUCACUGGGCACCUAGAAAAGAAGGUGCGACGUGACGUUCUGGAGUCCCUGCACAACAAUUUCCUGCAAAUGCUAAACUCCGCGUGGCAGGACCACCAAACUUCCAUGGUCAUGAUCCGCGAUAUUCUGAUGUACAUGGAUCGCGUUUACGUUGCUCAAAACAACGUGCAAAACGUAUUCAACCUCGGCCUUCAAAUUUUCCGUGAUCAAGUCGUUCGCUACGGUUGCAUACGUGACCAUCUUCGCGAAACCUUGCUCGAUCUGGUGAUGCGCGAGCGAAAGGGCGAAGUCGUGGAUCGCAUCGCCAUCAAGAACGCUUGUAGUAUGCUCAUGCUUUUGGGGAUUGGAAGCCGGGAAGUUUAUGAAGAAGACUUCGAACGACCUUUCCUUCAGCAGUCUGCCGAAUUUUAUCAGGCAAGCUAUUCUUCCAUCCGAUUCGAUAUUGUGAUUGAUAAUACGAGGCGACCGCGAAGUGUGUUUCUGUACCUGAAGAAACCCUUGGGGUUUCGUGAUACUCUUGCAUUGGAGAGUCAAAAGUUUCUCGCGGAGAACAGCGCUUCAGUGUACAUCCGUAAAGUGGAAGGACGCAUACUUGAAGAAGCUGAACGAGCGAAGCAUUAUUUGGACGAAUCGACGGAAGUGCAGAUUGUUCGUGUUGUGGAGGACGAACUGAUCAAGAAGCACAUGAAGACUAUUGUAGAGAUGGAAAACUCGGGAGUCGUGCACAUGCUUCAACAUGACAAAACCGCGGAUUUGGCGUGCAUGUACAAGCUUUUCGUUCGUGUGGAUGAAGGUUUGAAGACGAUGGUUGACUGUUUAUCAGGAUAUCUGCGAGAACAAGGGAAAGCCCUUGUGGCGAAGGAAGAGGAAGGGAAAAAUCCCAUCGGAUUUAUUCAGAGUUUACUAGACUUGAAGGACCGUUUCAACCAUUUCCUGAUGCACGCUUUCGGGAAUGACAAGCUUUUCAAGCAAAUGAUCAGCGCGGACUUCGAGUUUUUCUUGAAUUUGAACCCGAAGUCCCCCGAGUAUUUGUCGUUAUUCAUCGACGACAAGUUGAAGAAGGGCGUGAAAGGAAUGACUGAAUCGGAGAUUGAGCAAGUGUUGGACAAGAGUAUGGUUUUGUUCCGGUUCCUUCAAGAGAAGGACGUUUUUGAAAGAUACUACAAGCAGCAUUUAGCCAAGCGGCUUCUACUCAACAAAUCCGUGUCUGACGAUGCGGAGAAAAAUAUGAUCUCAAAAUUGAAGACGGAGUGCGGCUGCCAGUUCACGUCGAAGCUGGAAGGCAUGUUCAAGGACAUGACGGUGUCGAAUACGAUCAUGGACGAGUUCAAGCAGCAACUCGGAUGUACGAACACUCACGGCGUCGAUUUGACCGUCCGCGUGCUCACGACGGGCUUUUGGCCGACCCAGUCCAGCUCCCCGAAAUGCGUCAUCCCUUCUUCGGCCCGGAAAGCUUUCGACUCUUUUAGGAGUUUCUACCUCGGCAAGCAUUCGGGCCGGCAGUUGACGCUGCAGCCGCAGCUGGGCCACGCGGACCUGAACGCCGUUUUCUACACGUUACCGGCGGACGCUGCUGCUCGCGUCGGCGGCGGAGCGCACCCCAAGCCGAUGCUGGACGACGAGGAUUUGCCCGGGAUGCCGUCGUCGAGUUGUUCACAGGGCGGUGCCGCCGCCGCCGCUGCCGCCUUCGCGGUCGGUAUUCCCGGCAUCGAAGGAUCCUUGUCUACCCGUAAACACAUAAUCCAGGUCUCCACUUAUCAGAUGUGCAUCCUGAUGCUGUUUAAUAAUCGCACGCAGUGGACUUACGAGGAGAUCCAGGGAGAAACUGAGAUCCCGGAGCGGGACCUGGUGCGAGCCCUGCAAAGCCUGGCACUGGGCAAGCCGUCUCAACGAGUGCUCACCAAGAACCCGCGCUCCAAGGACAUUGACGCCUCGCACACGUUUUCCGUGAACGACGCCUUCACGUCGCGACUGCACCGCGUCAAGAUUCAAACCGUGGCGGCACGCGGCGAGAGUGAGCCGGAACGCAAGGAGACCCGGUCCAAGGUGGACGAGGACCGGAAGCACGAGAUUGAGGCGGCCAUUGUGCGGAUUAUGAAGGCACGGAAGCGGAUGCCGCACAACAUCCUUGUCGCCGAGGUGACGGAGCAGCUCCGAAGCAGGUUCCUACCAUCCCCCGUGGUGAUCAAGAAGCGGAUAGAAGGACUCAUUGAACGCGAAUACCUCUCUCGUACUCCGGAAGAUAGGCGAAAGACAGGGUUCCGAUUUUUGUUCCAGAAUUUAUUACUAAUAGCGAAGGCAGAGAAAGUCUACACUUACGUGGCGUGAGCUCGUUGUUAUGCAAAUGAAGAGACGAGAACCAAUUGCUCACGGCCUGUAAAUAAAUGUCAGUCCCUUCGUCAAAUAUCGCCUGAAGCAAAUUCCUGCGACUGUCUGGACGAGAAAAAAAAAAUGAGAAGAAGAAACGAAGAAGCGUGGUCAGAAGAGGAAAACAAAAACAACAACACCAUGAAACUCCUGCUUCUGGGAAAAAUCUGUGAUGUAUUUAAAUCUCUUUGGGAGUGUUUUUUUUUUUAAAUAAACGACGGACCGCGUGCGAAGGAACUUUUUUCGGGUGAUGGGAAGGUAUAGAGAGAGCGAUUUGAGUUCAAGUGUCUUUCUAUGAGUCGAGGAGGAAUUCUUCAGCCGGGGGGAUUGUCUUUAUUUGUUGGAAGAUUUCUUUUUUUUUGACUGGGACGCGAUUUUCCUGGCACCCCGUACGCGAUUUUCUUUCUACUUCUAUCCCCUCCCAGGGUUUUCUUUUUUUUCCGAUGACGCUAUGCAUUAACAAAUACGUGGCAGAUGAUGAAAUAAUUGCGAUUCUUAUGCGAUGUCGCUGA
This is a messenger RNA of Notodromas monacha, 3322 nucleotides long. The record is from the annotation of a GenBank genome assembly. NCBI's taxonomy places the organism in Eukaryota, Metazoa, Arthropoda, Ostracoda, Podocopida, Cyprididae.